UGAUACAACCCUGCAAGCAUUCCUAAAUGGUGACAAGCUGUCAAACUUCGUUUUUGCAGAGCGAAGAUUACGUAAAAGAGAAAAACAAAAUUUCGGCCACUGUCUCGUCUGUUUUUCGUCGGCAGCACAGGUUUGGAUCGCGAUCAUGCUGAGGCUUGCCAUCAAGACCGGCCUGGCCGGAAGUGCCGUGUACUACUCCCGUGAGGAGGGAAUCUGGAACGAAAACACCGACCAAGUGUACGAGCGCUACUCGAACGCACUGCAGCCACAUCUCGCGUCGGUAAAGCAGCAGAUUCCCGUCGAGGUUCCAGCACUGCCCACGACCGGUGAGGUAUGUUUCUUGACCAAGCACUACUGGAAUGAAGGUGUGAAGGGUUCGAUUUACUUCAUCCACCGUCUGCCAUGCUAUCUGGGCCAAUGGACCAAACAGGCUACCGAUGCGAUCAAAAAGGCAACGAACCCUCCUCCUCCAGUGGACAGUGCACCAGUUGCCGCUGCAUCCGCGGCCACCAAAAUAUAGUCACCUGCGGUGAAAUGAGAUGUUGACCGUCAGUAUAUGAUAUGGGUAUCUGUUUGAAACGGAAUAAAAUGCUGGUUAAUUAUCAAUUCA
Aedes albopictus (Asian tiger mosquito) is the source of this 610-nucleotide messenger RNA. RefSeq names its product MICOS complex subunit MIC13 homolog QIL1. Gene Ontology annotation, biological process: cristae formation. The coding region runs from base 146 to 520 and encodes 124 amino acids. Lineage: Eukaryota; Metazoa; Arthropoda; Insecta; Diptera; Culicidae. The record is from RefSeq and is a predicted model, not a curated record. Gene Ontology annotation, cellular component: mitochondrial crista junction; MICOS complex. The transcript has 3 exons.